Molecule: messenger RNA, 1100 nt
Organism: Paramecium octaurelia
Lineage: Eukaryota; Ciliophora; Oligohymenophorea; Peniculida; Parameciidae
Source: the annotation of a GenBank genome assembly
AAAAAACAAGUAUGGAAGCUGAAAAGGUUAAUAUAUGGCUAGACUGUGAUGUUGGCAACGAUGAUGCUAUGGCAGUUAUUUUAUCAUUGUUUCAUCCAAAAUCGAAUCUACUUGGAAUUUCCACAUGUUUUGGUAACACAAGGUAGUAGUUUUUAUCGAAAAUAGUCUUGAAAACUGCACAAAUAACACUAUUCGUAUACUGAGUUCAUUAGGGCGUACUGAUGUACCUGUGUAUAAAGGAGCUGAAUUUUCAUUAAAAUCGACAAGAGCUACAACUAAAAUGCAUGGGACAUAAGGUUGAUUGAUCAAAAUAUCUAUUUUAGGGUUGUAUUCGGUUGAUAAAUUGAUUUCUUCCUUCAAGCCCUUAGAAGACAUAGAAUUAUAUGAUCUGAUUAAAUAAACUGCAGGGGAUUAACAAGUAUAAGUAUAUAAUAACUUAGUUUACAAUUGUCAUAACAGGUCCAUAGACUAACAUUGCCAAGUUACUUCGGGAUCACGAGGACAUUAUUCCAUAAAUUUCAGAGAUUGUGUUUAUGGGUGGAACAUCAGGAUUUGGGAAUGUGACACCUAAUUCUGAAUACAAUAUCUAUUCAGACCCUGAGGCUGCACAAUUUGUUAUUGAUAUAUGCAAAUUGCAUUCAUUGAAAUUGGUUAUGAUUUCAUUAGAUCUAACUUACGUACUAUACAUUAAUUUAUAAAAUUAUUAGACAUGUUAAUUAUUAGAACCACUUUAAUAAAGAAUCAAAAGCAUAAACACAAAGUUUUCAGAUUGGUGUUUGGAAAUGCUCUAAGAAUAUCAAGCAGCAUACAAGGCACAAGAAUUUGAUUUUCCUCCAAUUCAUGAUCGUAAUAUAUAGAUUCUAAGUUUAGCUGUUGCUGUAUUUUAUGCAUUACAUCCAUAAUUGUAUGUAAUAAAACCUGUUUAUUGUGCAGUUGAUUGUGAAUCUAAAUUGUGUUAUGGAAGAACUGUUAUUGAUAAAUAAGGAAUUCUUGGAUAAGAGCCAAAUAUAUAGUUUGCAAGAAAAGUAGUUGUUAAUGAAUUUUGGAACUAAAUGAUUGAGGCCAUUCAAGUUGCUGCAAAGAAUUCAAAAAUUGAAUGA